Molecule: messenger RNA, 3944 nt
Organism: Paramecium octaurelia
Lineage: Eukaryota; Ciliophora; Oligohymenophorea; Peniculida; Parameciidae
Source: the annotation of a GenBank genome assembly
AUGGAAAAAAUUUAUAAAGUUCACAUAGAUAACCUAGAUAAAGAUAUCUAAGUAGACAUAAAUGAUAAUGAGACUUUGGAGAAAUUAGUUGAAAAAAUAAGAGAUUUAUAGAAAUUACCUUUUCAGAAUGUAGAUGUGUUUUGUGAAAAUAAUAAAUUGGAUGUAAAAUUCAAAAUCAACGUCCUAAAUAUCAAUAAUUCAUCAAGUAUAAAUGUUAAGCUCUUUUACUAUGUUAAAGUAAAAGUUACGAAUGAAAUGCAAGAAUCCUGUGAGAUUUCGAAAAUAAACAUCUAUGAUAAAUUAGCAUGCCUAAACAAACAAAUUUAUAAUGAGUUUGGCAUUUCAAAUUAUCAUUUGGAUCUCUAUUAAGGUUAAACUCUCUUGGAGCCUUAUCAAUCACUAUACCAAUAAUAAAUUUUAAAGGAUUGUGAUUUGAGAUGUGUAGUGAAGCCAACCUUCUUAGUAGAAUAUAAAUCUGAAGUAUACACCUUUUUCACCUUAUUAAAUGAAGAUUUUAAGAAUAUUAAUGAAAAGGUUAAAUAGAGAUUAAACUUAAAGUUAGAUUUCGAGCUCAUUUACAAUGAAUAGGUAAUUAAUAACGAGGGUGAUAACUACUAUAAUUAUUCUAUUCCUCAAAAUUAAAAGCUAGAACUAAAAAUACUAGAUAGUGUCAUACUUAUCGUAUCCUCUGUUGAGACCCAAAGUUUUAAAGUAAGUAAAUCUGUAUAAAUCUAAGAAUUAACUACAUAUUUAAAGUAAUUAUAUUCAAUUACUGAGGAGGUAUCAUUAACAAAAGGAAAUUAAAAGUUGCUACCUGAAUAAACAGUUUAGGAACUUAAACUUAAAGAUUAUGAAAUACUAAAAUUAGAAUAAAUAACGAUGUCGGAUUUAUAUCUGAUAAAUAACCUCAAUCCAAAACAGUAAUUUAAAAAAAAGAUUGAUAUUCCUAUUACACUUAAAUUCUUACAAGAUCUACCUUAAUUUAAGGAGAAAAAGAUUCAUUUUUAUAACAGUUCUCAGUAACAAUUAUCGAAUUAAGAUGAAAUUAAGUUAGAACCGAAAAUAACCAUCUACUAUAAGGAAAUCUCUUAAAGUUAGAUUUUUUCUUGGUUGCAAAUAGGGUUUCUGAAUAAACAAACCUAAGUGAAGAUUAUAAAGAAGGUACCUCAAAAUGAUAUAAUCGAUAAAUAUAUAUAGGAAUUGGUUGGAACAUAGCAAUCUAACUUUUGGUUAGGAGAUCAAUAGAUUUCAAAAGGACAUACCUUUGAAGGGAUUGGAGCAUAGAAUAAUGAUUGCAUUACCUUUGAAGUAAUCAAGAGAAGUGUUUUGGUCUCAUAUAGGGAGUAGAAUCAUAUUAUUGAAGUUUAAGAUGAUUGGACAUUUGCAAAAUUAAAAUAAACUCUUUUGCAUUAAUUUUAGAACUCUACGAAUAAUUAUUGUUUGAUACAUCGCGAUGCUUAACCUGAAUUACAUCAAAACAUUCUUGCCAUAUACAAAGAAGGAGAUGUCAUAUUAUUCACAGAUUAAAAACCUAGUCUCGUAAUCAAUUAGAGCAGAAUACUUGAUAAUAUGAUACCAAUUACAAUAUACAUUGUUGAUAAAUAAGAUGAAAUAACACUAAAAGUGAAGUGCAAUACGACGGUCUAAAAUUUGAUUGAUAAAUUCAAAAAACUGUUUCAGAUUAAUGCUUCCAUUAAUUUUAUCUUAAAAUUAAACCAAAAUAGACUUUAAGAAACUUUUGAAAUUAAUUCUACUCACAGCAAUGCAAAGUUCUUUAUAGAGUAAGUAAAAAAUUGAACUAUUUAAAAGUUUAUAAUUUAUUAUAUAAAAUUAAUGUUAGUAAAAUUCUAUUGCAUCUAAUUUGGAUAAACUUAUGUAAUCCCAGUUGAUCCUAAAUCCGUUUUACAAUAAGUAGUAGACUCUAUAAAACAAGAAUUUAGAUUUAACGAUGCUACUUCAGCAACUGCCUAUAUAAAUGGGAAAAUUAUAAAUUGUGAUCUCACCAUAGAAAAAUUAAACAUAGGAGAAAAUAGCAAAAUAAAUUUGCAAUUUUUCUUAUCUGAGUACAUUAAUUUUUAGUUGAAAGAAGAUGGAAAAUAAGUCAAGACUCUCAUUAUGAAUAUUUACAUCAGUAUUUUGGAGGCUGAAAGGUAAUUGGCAAUGCACAUCCUAACUGAUUAUCAUGUGGAAAUCAUCCUUAAUGACAAAAAGUUAUGCAAAUCUACGUCCUUAUAUUCAAUCGGUUCAGAAAAAGUACAUAAAUUCCAAAUGAAGGUAAAUCUAUAAAUUAAGAAUUUGGAUAAAUUGUACUUCUUUCGAUUCUCAGUCUUUGACACAAUCUCAAAUAUUAAGUAGAAAAUACGAAAUCAACUGCAAAUUAAAGGAGGAUUUUGGAUGUUUUAUAAUGAUAGAAUUUAAAUAGACAAGAUGGAUAACAUGGAAGAAACCAUUUAUUCAUUGCAAAUACCAAAUUAUUAAACCUUGACCAUAAAUAGAUAACAACAUAUAACUUUCGUUUAUAAGUUUAAUUAAUGUGCCGAAUAGUAUUAAAUUUAAACAAAUCAAAGUUUGAGAGACAAACUCGAUGAAAUAAGAAGGAAACAUAGAGUGCUUAAUAAUUCAGAAUAUUAAAUUAAAUGUAAUGGAUAGGUCGUUCCUGAACUUCCCAUAAGCAAGGAUAAAGAAUUUCUAAUCGAAGAUGUGAUAGAGGUGGAAGAAAAUAAGGAUGAAUCAACUAUUAUAACAAUCAUUAACUUCUUUAAUAAGACAAAUAGAGAACUUAAAGUAGUUAAUAUAAAAUAAACAUUGGGAGCUUUAAAAAAUAUAAUAAAAAAUUAGAAUGAUAAAUGCACUAAUGUGGAAUUUAUAUUUCAUGGUAAUCAAUAAUUAGAUGAUGAUAACAAAACAUUUUAAUAGUUAGGCUUCGAAUCAAAUAAGCAUUACUUAAUAUAAUAUGUGCUUUAUGAAAGUAAGAAAUCAUCUCGCAAUAACAUUAAGCAAUAAUAGAUAAAGUAAUAUAGAAAAGAUAUAUUUGAACACAAUAAGAAGUAACAUUUGACUACAAUUUCACAUAACAGAAUCUACUUUACUGAGAAUGAGAAUUUUAAUGAAGGAGAUAAAACAGAUAAUACGAACAACAUAAUUGUAAAUAUUAAUUGCAAUUAAGGAAAUUAAGAUUUUCAGAUCCCUUAGUAAGUAAUAAUAGAUGAAAAUAUGAUCAUAUCUCAAUCCAUAAUCUAUAAAGCAAUCUAAAAAUAUAAAGAUACCUUUAUUCUUAAAUAUAAUGAUAGGCCAGUUGACAUAGGUAAAAGUUUGAAAGAACUUGGAAUAGAAAAUGAUAGCAUAAUUGAGGUGGCUCUUUAUACUGAUUAUUAAAAGUAAGUUGUUUCAUAAGAUGAGGAUUAAGUAAAUAAUGCAGACGUUAUUAUUCAAAUUUAAUUUUUUAAGGACGGAAUUUAAAGAAUGGAGUAAAAAAAGUAUAACUUAUAUACAAUAAAAUUCGCUUUGAUUAAAAAAGCUCUAUUAACUGAAUAUUAAUUACCUGAUAAUUAUGAAUUAAUGUAUAAUGGGAAUAGAGUAAACUUGAAUUCAAAUAUUUAAGGUGUUAUUAAAGAAAGUGAAAAUCUCUUCAUUUUGGAAGAACAAGUUAAUUCGAAUGAUAGAAAACGUGUUACUCUUGUUCUUAAAAUGAUUCCAGAUGGAUCUCCAAAAAAUCAAUCAAUUCAAGUUGAUAAAGAACUUGAACUCUCAAGUCUAUAUCAUUUAGGUAAUCUAAUAUUUAAUAUUAUUAAGUUCAAUAGAAAAUAAAACAACAGAAUUUCACUUUAUUUUAUGACGGCGAAGCAAUUAAAAACUAAAAAGAAACCUUUCUAGAACUGAAAGACGACAGAGAAGAGGAAGUUGAAGUCCUUCUCGAAGAUGUUCCCUCAUCUAAUAUACUAUGA